AUGAGGGUUUACAAGGAAUCAUUAACGACCAAAUAUUUGUAUGUUUUUGUUCUUUUAACUGUGGUUUUUGGAUUUGCAACGGUUUAUUCGGAAACGACACUGAAUGAUUCUAACCAACAAAAAUUAUCAAAGAUCAUUAUUGUUGAUAAAUCAGGGAAGUCUGAUUUCUCAACUAUUCAAUCCGCUAUUGAUUCGAUACCAGAAAACAAUAAUCAGUGGAUACAUACAUUAUGGGAUGUAAGCGGCCUCCAUUACUUCAAAUCUUGCUUCAUUGAAGGAGCUGUUGAUUUCAUAUUUGGGGGUGGUCAAUCUAUAUAUGAGGAUUGUGACAUAUCAGUGAUCUCUGAGGGGCUAAGCGUUAUGAAGAAAGAUGAUGCUGAAGAAUUUGUGGUGGUAGGUUUCAUAACUGCACAGGGAAGAGACAUCCCAGAAGAUCCAAGUGCAUUUGUGUUUAAAGAGUGCAGAGUGUUCGGUACCGACAAAGUUUAUCUUGGAAGAGCAUGGAUAAGUCAUUCUAUUGUGUUGUUUUACAAAUCUAAGUUAUCUGACGUUGUUAUUCCUAAAGGUUGGGAUUCUUGGAACUAUGUUGGUCAAGAGGGUAAAAUAACGUACGCUGAGCAUGAAUGCUUUGGACAAGGAUCAGACAAGUCGCAACGGUUUGAUUGGAUAAAAACACUAAGCCAGGCGAUGGUAUACAAGCUGACGAGUAUAACUUUCAUUGACAAAGAAGAUUGGAUUAAAGAACAACCUUGA
Molecule: messenger RNA, 753 nt
Organism: Papaver somniferum (opium poppy)
Lineage: Eukaryota; Viridiplantae; Streptophyta; Magnoliopsida; Ranunculales; Papaveraceae
Product: probable pectinesterase 29
Exons: 4
Coding region: 1-753 (250 amino acids)
Biological process (GO): cell wall modification
Molecular function (GO): pectinesterase activity
Source: RefSeq, a predicted model, not a curated record